Molecule: messenger RNA, 945 nt
Organism: Ctenocephalides felis (cat flea)
Lineage: Eukaryota; Metazoa; Arthropoda; Insecta; Siphonaptera; Pulicidae
Product: zinc finger protein 100-like
Exons: 1
Coding region: 1-945 (314 amino acids)
Biological process (GO): regulation of transcription by RNA polymerase II
Cellular component (GO): nucleus
Molecular function (GO): RNA polymerase II cis-regulatory region sequence-specific DNA binding; DNA-binding transcription activator activity, RNA polymerase II-specific
Source: RefSeq, a predicted model, not a curated record
AUGUCUGUCGAUACAAAUUCUAAUAACCAAAUAAUUAAAAUUGAACCAAUUGAUUCUUCAUCAUUACAUGAUAAUAAGUUUGAAAACACAUCUUUAGUGGAAGGAGCGAGUAAUUCUAAUAAUAAUAAUCAAGAUACUUGUAUCCAAAGGUUUAUUAAAAGUGAAGAAUUUGAAAUACAAGAAAUUGAAGUCGAUGCUGAAGCUGAAAACCAUUUCAAAUGUGACACUUCCAACAAGACUUUUGAAUGUACCUAUUGUGAUAAAUCAUUUGACACAUCUAUCAAAUUAAAGCGGCAUCUUACAAUUCAUACACAAACACCUAGUCAUAUAUGUAAAAUAUGCAAUAAAGCAUCCACUACCGCUACCAGAUUAGCAAUGCAUAUGAUUACUCAUACAGGUGAACGUAAUUAUCAUUGCACUUUAUGUAAUAAAACUUACAAACAAUCGAGUCACUUAUCUCAGCACAUGCUCAUUCAUUCCGGACUACGGCCUUAUAAAUGCUCAGUAUGCGAUAAAACUUUUGUAUGCUCCGGUAGCUUAACAAAACACCUUCUUAUUCACACCGGUGAAAAGCCUUAUAAAUGUACAAUGUGUGAUAAAGCUUUCAACCAAUCUGGUGGUUUAAUUAAACACACAAUGACUCAUACAGGAGAGCAGCCUUACAAAUGCACUAUUUGCAAUAAAUCAUUCCUUGAUAUGAGUAACUUGAAAAAGCAUGGUUUUUCUCAUACUGGAGAACGGCCUUAUAAAUGUGAAAUAUGUGGUAAAGCAUUUUCUCAAUCGAGUAAUUUAGCUCAACACAAACAUACUCACACUCGGGGUCGUCCUCAUAAAUGUGAUAUGUGUGAUAAAGCUUUUGGUUCACCGACUUACUUGAUAAGGCACAGGAAAACACAUAACUCUAAUGUUGAAGGGGUUCUUGACAAUUCACACACAAACACCUAG